GCGGCGGGGCUCGUGCCGCCUUGCAGACGCCGCCGCCCCGGAGUAGCCGUCGCCGUCCAGCCAUGGUCAACCCCACCGUGUUCUUUGACAUCGCCGUGGACGGCGAGCCUUUGGGCCGCGUCUCUUUCGAGCUGUUUGCAGACAAAGUUCCAAAGACAGCAGAGAACUUUCGUGCUCUGAGUACUGGAGAGAAGGGAUUCGGUUACAAAGGUUCCUGCUUUCACAGGAUUAUCCCGGGAUUUAUGUGCCAGGGUGGGGACUUCACGCGUCACAAUGGCACUGGAGGCAAGUCCAUCUACGGGGAGAAGUUUGAUGACGAGAACUUCAUCCUGAAGCACACAGGGCCUGGCAUCUUGUCCAUGGCCAACGCUGGACCCAACACAAACGGUUCCCAGUUUUUCAUCUGCACCGCCAAGACUGAGUGGUUGGACGGCAAGCAUGUGGUCUUUGGCAAGGUCAAGGAGGGCAUGAACAUCGUGGAAGCCAUGGAGCGCUUCGGGUCCAGGAAUGGCAAGACCAGCAAGAAGAUCACCAUCGCCGACUGUGGACAGAUCUGAUGAAUCUUAACUCCUGUUUUAUCUGAACUUCCAGACCGUUCCUUUAGCUCAGGAGAGCGCCCCUCCACCCCCACCUGCUUGAAAUAGCCCAGUCUCCGCACUCUCACUGCAGUUCUGCGGGCUCCGUGGUUCCUUUCCCCAGGUAUAGCUGGAUUGCAGAGUUCAGUUUAUGAUGAUGAAAUAAAAUCUAAACCACA
This is a messenger RNA of Canis lupus familiaris (dog), 754 nucleotides long. It is a transcript of the gene PPIA, whose product is annotated as peptidylprolyl isomerase A. The record is from RefSeq and is a predicted model, not a curated record. Lineage: Eukaryota; Metazoa; Chordata; Mammalia; Carnivora; Canidae. Bases 63 to 557 code for a protein of 164 amino acids. Gene Ontology annotation, biological process: protein peptidyl-prolyl isomerization; protein folding. The transcript has 5 exons. Gene Ontology annotation, molecular function: peptidyl-prolyl cis-trans isomerase activity.